AUGGUGAAUAUCGAAGAAAUUCCAGAUGUUCACCGUCAUGUUGAAAGUUCCGAGUCUGAUGAUUUUGUUGUUGGCUCUGACAAUGAAAAUUCAGAAUUUGAGAUGAGUGCAGAACAAGUCUCUGAGAAUAAUAAAGCUGAUCCCACAUGUCAGGUUGGUGCAGAUAGUACUAAGUAUUGGACGCCUAAAUGUGAUGAAACAAAGAAGCCAAAACUGAAUCAGCAUUUUUCCACUCUAGAUGAGGCAUUUGAUUUUUAUCGAGAAUAUGGAAAGGAAUGUGGUUUUGAUGUCAUCUCGUCAACAAAGAAAUCUGAUAGGUGGGGUAAUCUGUAUGCAAAGUAUUAUCAGUGUAGUCGUGGUAACAAGCCUGAUACCAAAAAAUUUCGUGACUCUGCUGAACAUGUCCUCCAAGGACCGUGCAAGAGGACCACAUCCAAAAGAUGUGAAUGUAGAGCACGGAUAAUAAUGAAGCGUGCUGGUCUUAGGGGCUUUGUGCUUAUGGGAUUCAUAGAGGAACACAAUCACCCAUUAGCAACUGGUAAAGAGAAAAUGUUUCUCAGAUGUAAUAGGAAUUUGUCUACGCCAUAUCAGAACUUCAUACUUGAUUGUUCUCGAGCCAAUAUUGGUCCUACACGUGCCCAUAGUUUAUUGAAGGAGAUGACCGGGUCUUAUGAUGAGAUUGGAGCGACAGUUGAUGAUUUCAAGAAUUUUUCUCGGGAUGUGAAAGUGCGUAUUGGCCCGCGUGAUUGUGACAAGCUACUGUCCAAGUUCAAGUUGGAGAGAAUAAAAUCUAAGAACCGCUUUUAUUAUGAAUACAAAGUUGACACUGAAGGGCACUUGACUGGUCUUUUUUGGACUGAUGUUGUGGGGCAGGCCAAUUAUGAUGUGUUUGGCGAUAUAGUGUCAUUUGAUCCUACUUUCCGAACAAAUAAGUAUCAUAUGGUGUUCGUUCCAUUCACUGGAGUCAAUAAUCAUUGGAAGAACGUUACAUUCGCUGCAACUCUUUUAGCUAAGGAAGAUUACAAGAAUUUCAAAUGGCUCGUUACUACUUUCCAAAAGGCAAUGGGUCGUGCCCCAAAAACUGUCAUUACAGACCAAUGUAAAGCAAUAAAGAAGGCCUUGGAUAAAUGUUGGCGUUCCUCAACACAUCGUCUGUGUAUGUGGCAUAUUAUGAACAAGUUGCCGAUGAAGGUUGGUCCAAAACUGGCCUCGGAUAAGAAAUUUGUUGGUAGACUAAAGGGGGUGGUAUAUGCCGAUCAUCUCGCACCUACUGAGUUUGAAACCGAAUGGAAAGAGGUGAUAGAGGAAUUCAAAUUAGAGGACAAUACGUGGUUGUCUGAAAUGUUUGCUAUCCGCGAUCAAUGGAUUCCAGCCUAUUUCUCUGGUAUUGAGAUGGCUGGUUUACUCAGAACAACUUCUCGUUCUGAGAGUUCUAACUUUUUUUUCCAACAUUAUCAUGAGAGCGGGGAUACUCUUGUAGAAUUCUAUUCAAGUUUUGAAAGCGCAAUGGAUAAGCAACGUUUAAUAAAUGAUACUGAUGAUAGGAGAUCUCAAGAAAUUCCAUUGUCUGAUUCGCCAAUGCAAAUUGAAAUAGAUGCUUCCAAGAUCUACACUUUAGAAAUUUAUUAUCUUGUGCGGGAGGAAAUAAGAUCAGGGUGUUGCCAUUGCAUUGUUGAAGACAGAACAAAAGAACUAGAUUUUUCAGCUUUUAAAAUCAAAGAUAUGCUGCUGAAUGAUAAAAUUUUCGAGGUUAUGGUGAUCCACAGUGACAAGCAUGUAACAUGUAGCUGUAACUUCUAUUUCCGUAAAGGUUAUCUUUGUAGACACGCAUUUGCAGCGUUGCAUCAUUGUGGCGUAAAAGAAAUACCUCGCGAGUUUGUGAAGCCAAGAUGGACCAAAGAUGCCUUAAAGAAUUUUUCUUUUUUAGGUUCAUCUGAUGUUAAUGAUCAGAGCAACAAAGAUGAUAGAACAAAACUUAAGAGGACCAGGGCAUGGUUUGAUUUCAACAAUUGUCUCAAUCUUGCUGGUGAUGAUGAGGGUAAGCUGGACUCGGUUUUACAAGCCUUAGAGUCAGUCAACUCUUCACUGUCAGAAGGUUUAGGGUCAUCUGACUCCGCUGGUAAGGCUCAUAGAGUUGACAAGUUCUAUGGACCAGUAUCGGAUAAAGAAAUUUCUGUGCAGAAUCCACAUGUUAGUCGGAACAAAGGUUGCGGAAGUCGUUUGAAGAGUAGCCGUGAAAUAGCUGCUCAAGAUAGAAAAAAGAGGAAAUGUGGGAAUUGUAAUAAGUUAGUGCGCCACAAUGUUCGUACAUGUCCAGAGCCUAUUAAGAACGGUUCUGUUUAA
Molecule: messenger RNA, 2343 nt
Organism: Daucus carota subsp. sativus
Lineage: Eukaryota; Viridiplantae; Streptophyta; Magnoliopsida; Apiales; Apiaceae
Product: protein FAR-RED IMPAIRED RESPONSE 1-like
Exons: 5
Coding region: 1-2343 (780 amino acids)
Biological process (GO): regulation of DNA-templated transcription
Molecular function (GO): zinc ion binding
Source: RefSeq, a predicted model, not a curated record